Helicoverpa zea (corn earworm) is the source of this 622-nucleotide messenger RNA. RefSeq names its product protein lin-52 homolog (gene lin-52). Gene Ontology annotation, cellular component: DRM complex. Bases 49 to 429 code for a protein of 126 amino acids. The transcript has 4 exons. Gene Ontology annotation, biological process: regulation of DNA-templated transcription. The record is from RefSeq and is a predicted model, not a curated record. NCBI's taxonomy places the organism in Eukaryota, Metazoa, Arthropoda, Insecta, Lepidoptera, Noctuidae.
UAAUGGCAAAGUCUAUGGAUUACGAAUUGUCAAAGAUAAGAUUGGAAAAUGGCCGCGAAACAAAAUCCUAUUGUUCAAGAAGAACAAGCAGCAUCUGAUGAUAUUCCAUUGACGUCCUUAGAAGAAAGCUUGUUUAGUGCGGAGAAACUUGAUCGUGCUUCUCCUGAAUUGUGGCCUGAGCAAAUUCCAGGCGUGUCGGAAUUUGCUCCUUUGCCGAGCGCUAAUCAAUCACCUCCGUCAUGGAGCAAAGGUGCUGCCACUAAAGAGGAUUACACUUAUAUGCAGCAAUUGGGAUCACUGUCCACAAGUGGUCUUAUCAUGGAAGUGAAGAAGCUACAUGACCUUGCUUACCAGUUGGGGCUUGAAGAGGCUAAGGAGAUGACCAGAGGAAAGUACUUGAAUAUCUUCUCUUCAAGACGACAUCGAUAGUCACUAUGUAACAUACAGAUAGGUAAUUUUAAGAACUAUAGUAUAACUAUAUAUAAUGCAUUCUUUUUAAACCUAACAUAUUAUUGGGAACUCGAAAUGAAACGCUAAUAAUUUUUAAACUUUUUAUUAUAUAAAUUUGUUUAAGAACACCUACAAUGUAAAUUAGUAGACGCUAAUAAACUAUUUAAGUUUA